UUUGGGUUUACAAAAUGGAUUUAAGUAAGUCAAUCAAUAUUAUCGCUAUGCUUUUAGCUACAUGUUAUGGUAAAUUGUCAUUUUGAAUCACAUCUUGAAAAGUCGCUUCUUGAAGUCCAUAUUAUAAAAUUAGUUUACAGAUUGCGCCAAUUAAAAUGACCGCCGAGACUUAAAAGUGGCGAGAAAAUGGAUCGUAUGUCAAUCAUUCUUCACUAUUUUCAUCAUUUCGAUAAUUCACUGUGACCGUAUCUUGUUACAAUACAACUAAAGGCUACCAUGCAGUUGCACUGCAUUACUCUGUGGCUGUGAAACAGUCCAUGCAGAUGCAUACAAAGGAUGGUCUUCUGAACUUCAUUCUACAUACAAUCAACUUCUCGAAUAUGAAAGUUUUUUGCGUUUGUUUCCUGUAGAGGUUGCUAACUCUAUAGCCACCAGUACUGUAAUGAGUGUGAAGUGUGAUUGUUCAUGUACUCUUCUGUCAUCGUCUGGUGAUGUAGUACCUGCCAAUACUGAUGCAACACAUGAUGGUUCUGUUUCUCAUCGAAGCGAAUCUAUAUCUCUUCCCCAAAAUGUUUCUUCAGCACCGAAUCCGCGUUCAUCUUUUUCUGGUCAAACUUCCGUAGUACGUUUUGAUUCUCCAGAUGAACUGCGUUGGGUUAUGCACGCCAUCACUUACGGACUGACUAUGUCAUCUGAAAAUUGGGACGUCAUCAAACACAGUGCACAUAUUUACUGCUAUUGGAUCAAAUGUCUUAAUUCUUCAAUGCGCUCCACACAAUCAGGGAAUUCGAACUCACCAAUUCCGUUGAUUCUACAAAAGGAGCCACAACGUUUCUUAAAAUCCCUUUUGUUCUCCCUUACUUAUUAUUUCCUUCCACGUGAUCCAGAACCAUUAAGUGAUCAGCCUAAGUUAAUGUUUUCAACCCUUGGUCGAAGUUUAGCACCUCCACAGUAUUCGACUAGUGCCGACUCAUCAGAAGCUCCAUCUUCUUUUACAGUGAUCGAGUCAACACACUUAUCAGCGUUGCUAAAUAAGCAGUUAGACAUUAUAAAACUGGUGGCUGCUGCAGUCGAAGAAUUAUGCUCAGUACCGACUCAGUUAACAUCUGACUCCUGGGAAUGUAUAUUGCGGUUUUGUCUGAUCAUAUGUCAUGCUAUUCUGUCACCACCUUUACAUUUACCAUCAGGAUUACUCCAGUCAUCUACUGGGGCUUCUCAGAUGACCAAUACUUUUAUUUCGGGAUCAGGAUCUGUUGGUGGACCUAAUUCUAUGGCUCUUUUGUCAAAUCAUUCCAGUUCUUCAGAUGCUAGGGGCACCAAGGAUUCAGCUACCUUAUUUGACGUCAUAUCAGACUGCGUUUCCAACUUACUAUUCAGUACUUGGUUAAAAGCUUGUACUCAUUGUUUUCCUAAACCACAACUCUGGGUCGCAUUUAGAGAGUGCGCAAGAGUAUGGCGACAUCAUAAUGCGUUUAUUAAACAGUGGUCUCGUGUUUCCGUGGCACUAUCCGCUACUUUACUUGGUAUACUAAAUAAACCUACUAACUUAAACGCUUAUGCUUCUUUCAUUCAAUUAAUUCCAUCUGAUCUACCUGAUGGAAAUGCGAAAGAAUCUUGGAUUCGUAUGUUAUAUUUGAUCGACAAUCCAGUAGAUCUUAGUCAUGAACGUUUAAUAUGUAAUACACCGAUUUUUGAAGAAUAUAAGAAAUACAAUUGCAAUGAUAGAAUUCGAUGGACAUCUGUUUAUUUCCCUUAUCUAUAUCAUCAAGCCCUACGUGGUCUGUCAAUGAUCGUGGAUGGAUUUUUGGGUAUUCAGCCAAGUCUUACAGUUGGUAUUGAUCCAUUUGUUGGUGUAAUUCCAGAACUUUAUGGUCCUAUCGGUCGAUUAUUUCAAAGUUACCCUUCAUUUCAUAUGUACACAGAUACACAAAGCGUGAACAAUGAUGAUGAAGUCAGGAAAGCCCUUAUGACGGGUUUUUCAAAUAUUCAAGGUGGAACACGAUUGGCUGCUGGUAGUUUUUCUACAGAAAAAGCAACUAGAAAAUCUAGAUUAGCAAGCGUCGUCACGUCUGCUGGUAUUCUUGCUUCCGCUGGAACUUCUGGAGUCACAAACUCCAGUUCACAAGCAUCUUUGCAGUUAUCAAAUGCUUCAACAAGUGGACAGUCAGUUAAUCAAAAAUUAGGAAAUAUUCCACCUAUAUUGUCUUUAGUUAAUAGAAAUCUGCAGGUCGACCAUUUACAGAAUUUAGCUACAAAUUGGUUAUCAACCUAUUCUCAAAUUAUCUUAAAUCCUCAAAGACCAGAAAUAAACUCAUUGUUACAACUAUUUGGUGCUUGGCUUUUUGAAGCAUCAGUAUCAGGAGUUAAACAAGAUUUAAGUGUUACUGUGAUCAGUCAUCGAGCUACAUUAAUUGAUAGUAAUCGUUUUCUAGUUGGUCGUGCUGAAGCUCUUGGAAUACUAUGUCGAAUAAUGAUCUACGCUCAACGUGGUCGUUUAGCAGAGGAAUAUCUUGCACGAUUUUAUUUAUGUCUUUAUUAUGCAUUGGUUGUUAAAAAUGAUUAUAUUUUAUGUUUAGUGUUAUUCUAUUCAAUUGAUUUACUUCGUGUUGAUUUACCCGGUAUCAAUAUUUUGAUACCACGUAUAUAUGGUGCUUGUCAGCAUGUUUUAAAAGAAGAAAUUAACAUGAAACCUGAAUUUUUAUCACCAACCUUGGUUCAACGUGCAGCUAUACAUCAGCUUAUGUCAAUGGUAUGUAUUCCUAUUCAAUUUAAAGGCGCACAUUUAAAACCUUUGAUUCCUUUGAUGUCUAAUGAUGAUAAUCCAUGUUCAUUGAAUGAUAUAAAAAAUAUGAUGGUUAAUAUUUUAUGUGAUACGUUGAGUAGUACAGAAGAUCCGGUAAAUUUUCAAUUGUUAUUAAGUGUGGCGUUGGCUUUAAUUGAAGACAUGUCAGCUGAUGAGAUGCAGUCAUCUAAUAUUCGAACCGACCCUGGCAAAUCUCACACAACAUCUAGUUUCUUCAAUAUUCUGACACCACUGCUUUGUGGUAAUUUAGUAUAUAAGUGGAAAAAUGAUUCGUCAGUUAUGCUUUAUUUAUUAGAAAUUAUCUCUGGUUUAUCUAGUGUACAUGUUACACCAGUUGAUCCAUCUACUUAUAGACAUACCGUCCGAUCAAUAUGUGAAUUUAUUACAAAUCAAUGUAACCGUGAAAAAAAAGACCAUAAAAGGCAGCUACAUAGUAUUAUUGUUGCUGCGUAUUAUUGUUUAUCUUCAUGGAUUGUACAGCAUGUGAACUUAUUAUUAUCUGAUCGAGAAUGUGUAUGGACUAUAUUAGAAACAAUUGAAUUGGGUAUUUGUGGUGCUAAGUCUUCAAAUAAACAGGCAAAAAAUGAGCCCCCUACUACUAUUCUCAAAGGUCAAAAACCUUUAGUUCCAUCCUCAAAACGUGUUUGUGAUGCAGCUGAGGCUUGUCUGUCAAAUUUAAUGUCAGUAGCUGGAUCUUUUCCUGGACCAUUCGGGACCGAUACAACAUGUUCUCAAUUAGCAGAAGAUAACAUUUUGAAAUUGAUUAUGGAUGAAGAGUCGAAUUCAUCUAAGGGUCGGUCAGAAUUUCACUAUUUCUGGUCCGAACCCAAUUUAAUAAUUGGAUUGUGCGAAUUCCCUACGAACUCGUUUAAGUCAACCAUAAAACCAAAAAUUGAUUGUUCAAAAGAUGGACCAGCUGCAAUUUUAAUUAUUCGAGGACCAUUUGGACGUCAUGUUUGGAUAACACAUAUGCGUCUUUCACCAUUGUUGGGAAACGACUCAAAUUCUCAGUCAAAUUAUUCGGAUCACAAACAAGAAGUAGUAAUUAAUCGUCCUAAACCUUGGGGUUGUUUUCUUGACAGACUUAUCACCACAGUAACCAACAAUGAAAAUGUUCCUGCUUUAAAUUUUCCACAAUCGAUAUCCGAUAUUUCACUUGUUGAAGCUGAUCAUAUAAUACCUUCGCUGGAUGAAGUUGGUAGUGAAUUUGGAAGUAAUGUUAGACAAGAAAUUAAUGUAUUCAAGAAAUUAAUAACCACACAUGCUUCAUUAGCAAAGGAAGUUGGAUUACGUUGUGUCCAAGAAAAAAUUAAUGCACCUUAUCCUGAUCCAAUCACAGAAGCACAAGCACCAAUGUAAGUUUGAUUUUUUGUGUCUUGCUUUAAUCUUAUUUUGAUGAAUAGAGUAACAUGAAAUGAGCUCAAUUUAUCAAUGUUUUUCUAUACAUUUGUACUCUCAACAGUGGCUGACAUUUUUUGCACGGUUAUUGUGACUCCUGAUCCCUAGUGAUGGGAAUUUCCUGGGUGUGAUUAAAAACAUUUAAAAUUAAGUGACUGGUUAACUUGUUUUUAAAAAAUUCGUGCUCAUGUGUUCAGGAACAUUGUUGCGAUUGGAACGCUAUCAGAUACAACGUACUCAAGAACACAUUAUCGGUGUCCAUGACAACGUUCGAAACAAUACAGCUAGUACUUUGUAAUUUAUUUACGUUCAUAGUUCGAAGAAAAGGUGGUCAGUCAAGGGAUAUCUACGUUUUGUAUUACUUUUCAGGAAUCAGUAAUGUUAUGCCUCAAAGGGACUGCCGAUUAUAUGACAGUGACUUAUCGAUCGGAUCAAUUGACCUAUCUGCACAUUUAAUCGAUAAGUAAAUUACAAAAUUUGAGUUUUGGGGAUCUAUCGUCCCCAACAAGUAAUCAAUAUUUAUUAUUUUAAAGCCGAUCAUUUUGUUGGACAAAAUGGGAUAAAAAAAUUUAUAUUAAAGAAAAAUACAAAAAUAACCGUGCGAUAAAUAGUAUUCCUCAAUGGUGUCAUUCUAUAGUAGGUAUUUCAGCGAGAUGUUCAUUCAUAUAGUUAAAUAGGGAGUUUUCAUUAAUAAUGGUAACCAAUGUGUCAGUAAAAUGUUUGUAGUGAACUUCAGCGUACAUCCAUCAGAAUAAAACUUGUAUUUAGACUGGAAGAUAGUUUUAGAAGAAUACGUAUUAUGACUGUAUACUACGUAGUUUAUAUUCUGAUUUCGCUUUUUAACACUAGAAAAAUGAUAUUGCCGUACUAAUUACUUUUAAGAGAGCAGGUAAUCUACCGAGUAAUGAGUAGUCUUUACAACAUUUUCUUCCUGAAGGUAAAGUCUGUCUUGUAGAUAUAGAUUCGAAAGUUGCUACUUUUUUAAAAGAGAAAGGCAUUUUAUCUACUGAAUGAACAUUUUAAGUUUUAAUAAUAAAAUAAUGGUAUAUUCGUGAUAUUUUAGUGGCUGGUACUGUGUCAAGCUCACACAGGUUAUUCUAGCAUCUGGACGACAGACCAAUUUAUUCAUUCUUCUCAAGCCACAUUUUAACCUGAUUACUUAUUAUUUCUGUUUUUAUAUGAUCGCAUGUGUGUUAAUUGCUCACCCUAUUCAUUACGUGUUUCCAACUUAUUUUUGGUCUGAAUAUAAAUAUUGAGUCAAGCUUGAUCAAAACGAGUCGGCUCAUUCGCCAUCUCCACUGCGCGCCACUCUGUUUCUCUGAUUGUCUCUUCAAAUCAUUUUUUGUUUUGUUUGAACACAUAAAUAUUGGUACA
Schistosoma mattheei is the source of this 5575-nucleotide messenger RNA. NCBI's taxonomy places the organism in Eukaryota, Metazoa, Platyhelminthes, Trematoda, Strigeidida, Schistosomatidae. The record is from the annotation of a GenBank genome assembly.